AUGAGAAAUUUUUCUCCGGGUAUCGGGAAACUGGAAAAGUUUUGUUGCCGUCUUCAAAUGAAACCUAAUUACAAACCGGUAUUUUUUAAACCUCGACCAGUACCAUUUGCUUUAAAAGAAAGAAUAGAAACUGAACUUAAGAGGUUAGUUGCAGAAGACAUCAUUGAGCCGGUGACAUAUAGUGAGUGGGCUACACCAAUUGUUCCUGUUAUCAAACAGAAUGGGAACCUACGAAUCUGUGGUGAUUAUAAGGUGACUAUCAACCCGGGACUAAAAAUUGAGCAAUAUCCUUUACCCCGUAUCGAGGACAUUUUUGCUGAACUGUCAGGAGGGGAGUUCUUUACUAAAAUCGACUUAUCUGAGGCAUACCUUCAAAUGUUAGUUGAUGAGCGGGGCCGACAUCUAUUGACGAUCAAUACUCACAAGGGUUUGUUCCGUUACAAGAGAAUGAAUUAUGGUAUAGCCUUAGCUCCGGCAGUGUGGCAGAGAGCCAUUGAACAAGUUUUAUCAGGUAUCGCGGGGGUACACAAAUCUGUGAAUUAUUGUGGUCAUACAAUUGAUAAAUUUGGCCUCCACAAAACACAAGAAAAAAUCGAUGCUAUUACGAAGGUACCAGUUCCAAAAACUGUAUCUGAUUUGAAGAGUUUUUUGGGUUUAGUCAAUUACUACGGAAAAUUUAUUCCCAACUUAUCUACUCGUGUCGCUCCUUUCAAUAAUUUACUGCAGAAGGGUACUAAAUUUUUGUGGACUGCAGAAUGUGAAAAAGCUUUCAAGGCAUUGAAACAAGAAAUUGCUUCAGACCGAAUUUUAUGCCAUUAUGAUCCUAAGUUACCUCUUGUAUUACAAACUGAUGCAUCACCAGUUGGAAUAGGAGCAGUUUUAAGCCACAUUAUGCCAGAUGGUUCGGAAAAACCAGCCAUGUUUGCAUCAAGGUCAUUGACUAAAACGGAACGUAAUUAUUCGCAGAUAGACAAGGAAGCAUUGAGUAUCGUAUGGGGAGUAAAGAGAUUUUAUCAAUAUUUAUUUGGUCGACAUUUUGAUCUCGUAACCUAUCAUAAACCCCUAGUAUCAAUUUUCGCACCUAAUCGUAGUUUACCAUGUUUAUCAGCAACACGAAUGGUUCAUUAUGCACUUUUUCUCCAAGCAUUCAGUUAUACAAUCAAGUAUCGAAACACAAAGAAUCAUGGCAAUGCCGAUGCACUUUCACGGUUACCACUAACAGUUGACAAGGACUGUGAGUACUUGACUGAAGCAGACGUAACAAAUAUUUCGCAAGUUAAAUUAAUGCCUGUUACAGCAACUGACAUAGCUAGAGCUACUAAAACUGAUAGGAAAUUGUUCGAACUGUAUGAAAGUUUAAAAUCUGGAACUGAAUUACCUGUGCCUUGGAAAGGUAGAGAAUCUGAAUUUUCAUUGCAAAAUGGUUGCAUAAUGUAUGGUCAUAGAGUAUGCAUUCCUGAAAAGUACCAGAAUCAAGUUUUGGAAGAACUUCAUGUUGGACAUCCUGGAAUUGUCAAAAUGAAGGCCUUAGCUAGAAGCUACUGCUAUUGGCAAGGUAUUGAUGCCAGUAUAGCCAAUUUUGUUCAGAACUGUUCAGCUUGUAUCGCAACGAGGAACGAACCAGCAAGGAUAAAUCGACAUCCGUGGGAAUGGCCGAAUGGACCUUGGCAAAGGAUACACGUUGACUACGCUGGUCCUUUUAUGGGGAAAAUGUUUUUUGUAGUCUCUGAUGCAUAUUCGAAGUGGAUAGAAGUUAUUACAGCUAGUUUUACAAUUCAUCAUCUUCGUAUCCUUUUUGCUCAUUAUGGAAUUCCCUUAACUUUGUAUAGAAUAACUCCACAUUCCCUCACGGGAGAAACUCCGAGUGCCUUGUUUUUGAAGAGAUGUAUUCGCACUAGGCUUGAUCUUUUUAAACCAAAUUUGAGAGACAAAGUUGUUCAGAAACAGAGUUCGAGACUUGACACAGAAUCUAUCUUGCGUGAGUUUCAGGAAGGGGAGAAAGUAGCUAGACACGUAGAUCAAAUAAGGAAAUGUGGGAAGUCGAUUGAAUUAUCCCAAGCUGCUACUGAAAUUCCAAUUUACGAUAAAGAAUUGAAUUUUCCAGAUGAGCCAGUAUCCGAUGAUGUUGCUGAAUCGGAACCGCCUGCACCUUUACCUGAACUUGUCCCUGAACCUAAGGAUGUACCUGUAUUUGCCACUCCAAGUGAUGAUAUGCCACCUGGCCCUGUACCAGACGCUUCCGGAAAGCCGAAAACUGAUGUGCCACUCCGACGCUCAACCCGAAUCAGGAGACCUCCAGAGAGACUCCACCUGUGA
Argiope bruennichi is the source of this 2316-nucleotide messenger RNA. RefSeq lists its product as uncharacterized. Bases 1 to 2316 code for a protein of 771 amino acids. The record is from RefSeq and is a predicted model, not a curated record. Lineage: Eukaryota; Metazoa; Arthropoda; Arachnida; Araneae; Araneidae. The transcript has 4 exons. Gene Ontology annotation, molecular function: nucleic acid binding.